This is a messenger RNA of Cajanus cajan (pigeon pea), 854 nucleotides long. NCBI's taxonomy places the organism in Eukaryota, Viridiplantae, Streptophyta, Magnoliopsida, Fabales, Fabaceae. The record is from RefSeq and is a predicted model, not a curated record.
UAACCUUUGUCACUAAUUGUAUUCUUUGCACCAUUAUCUCCAUUUCUUACAACAGUAAGCAGUAAGCACAUUUCUCUUUCUCGAAUUGAUUUAAGCACUGCAUGGAGAGGCCAACUUCAACGCGAAAAGUACCAUGUGGUGCAUGCAAGUACCAACGUAGGAGGUGUGGGCAAUACUGUUUGUUUGCGCCGUACUUCCCAGCAGAGAACAUCCAAAUGUUCGCAUGCGUGCACCACGUGUUCGGCGCGGCCAAUGUGGGGAACGUUAUCAAGUCACUGAGUGAUCCGCAAUUGCGAAAGCUGGCAGUGAACACGCUGGUGUACCAAGCGGAGGCGCGUGUGAGGGACCCCACCUACGGCGUUGUGGGCCACAUCAUGGAGUUGGAGCAGAGGCACCGCAAAGUUCAAGAGGACCUCAUGAGGGCCAAGGCCCAACUGGCCCAAUACCUAGGCCCAGAGGGCAUGAGAAAGGAGUUUAGUUUGUGUUUGGGUGCCUCUUCCAAGGGCAAGAACAAAUGUGAUGAGACUCCAGAGCCCCACAUGUCGUCAUUUCGGCGUUUGUGUACUGACUCUGACGUUGAGAUGUGGGACCCUUUUCCGCCGUGGGAAACUUUUGAUGACACUCAGUCUGGUGAGAAGUUGUCCUCAGAUUUGGGAGAGAACAAUGUUGGUUCUUCUUCGCUGCAGGGUCAUGGUGAUAAGAAAGGGAAGAGGCCUGCAGAUUUUCCUUCAACACCUGCUUAAGGAAAUGUUCUUCGGUGUCAGAUACACAUCAAACUGUUUGUGGAUUUAUGGUUUGUAAUGUCAGAAACUAUCUGUCUCAAUAAUACAAGGAUACAAUUAUCCUUUUUUUUA